This is a messenger RNA of Scaptodrosophila lebanonensis, 1253 nucleotides long. It is a transcript of the gene HmgD, whose product is annotated as high mobility group protein D. Gene Ontology annotation, molecular function: transcription cis-regulatory region binding. The transcript has 3 exons. The record is from RefSeq and is a predicted model, not a curated record. NCBI's taxonomy places the organism in Eukaryota, Metazoa, Arthropoda, Insecta, Diptera, Drosophilidae. The coding region runs from base 204 to 542 and encodes 112 amino acids.
CCAUCAAAUUAUAUUUUUUCGCCAAAUGGCUGUACGCUGCUGUACCAACGACGCAUACAGAAAAAAGUGUUGCCAUUUCGGUCGCUUUGAAGGCAACGAAGAAAAAAAAAUGGCUGCUCGAAAAAUUUUGAUUUUUCAUCUUGAAGCUUGUAUUUUAGCUAAUUUUCUUAGUAACAUUACUACGUACAAAACACAAAUCUAAUAUGGCCGACAAACCAAAACGCCCACUAUCCGCAUACAUGCUAUGGCUGAACAGCGCACGCGAGUCGAUCAAGCGGGAGAAUCCCGGCAUCAAAGUUACUGAGGUGGCGAAGCGCGGUGGUGAACUCUGGCGCGGAAUGAAGGACAAGUCUGAGUGGGAGGCAAAGGCAGCCAAGGCCAAGGAUGAUUACGAUCGUGCCGUGAAAGAGUUUGAGGCGAAUGGUGGCAGCAAUGCAGCCAACGGUGGUGGUGCCAAGAAGCGCGCAAAGCCAGCGAAAAAACCAUCGAAAAAGAGCAAGAAGGAUGAGUCUGAUGAUGAUGAGGAGGACGAGAGCGAGUAAAUUUACAACAGUGGACCUGUCAAUCGUCGUCAGAUGUAUUUCUCUACUCCAAACUAAACGCCCACCCGAUCAUCCUACCCCCCAUCAAAUAGUCUACAAAAAUCAUUAUACAACAACAAAGAUCCGAUCGAAAAUUGCAUUAGCGUGGGCCAGCUUCAACUGCCGCCUUCAGCAAAAUCACCUCCACACAAAACAAAAAACAAAAAUAAAUUGUAUUUAAAUAUAAGUAUUUAAGUUUAUAGUAGUCGUUUCUUUUUUAAGUUCACACAAACGAAAAAAAAGAACGAAACACAUUUGUAAGUCGAGACAAGGAAAAAGUUACAAGAUUGUUUUACGGUGACACGGAAACACCCUUCCCGUCGCCGUAGUGUAAGCAUAACCGAAACGAGAAAAUUGAACUUGCAUAAAAUUUGUAAAGUAAAACAUAAAGUAAUUCCAUUAAAAUAAAAAUAAACAUACACGAAAUUCAUUUGUUCUAAACGAUAAAGUUGACACCGGUUACAAGUAAAUAUGAUGAUUCCUCCUUUGGUGCAACAAUACGAAAUCAUAAAAAAAAGAACUAGGAUGCCGAGCUAUAUGUACGCAAUGGCGAUUGAUACUCAAUUGUAAAACACACACACGCACUACUUAAAACGUGUCCUGCAACACACAGUUUGUAGUACAAAUAAAUAAGAGAAGCUGAAAGUCGGCUUUUUCGAGGUAAACCGAAAA